AAACUGUGAGGUGAGUUGAGGUGAAUACUAUCAGUAAAUUUCGACUUUUGUAUAAAAGAUUUUUCUAAAAUUGAUUUGUGGCAAUCGCAGAAUAACAGUUAUACUUCAUAAAAUAAAGUCAUGAAAUCGUGUUUGGUAUCAUGUUUUGUGGCUGUUUUUCUAGUCUAUUGCGCCUCUGGUUAUAUGGAUUCUAAGAGAUUUGGUAAGAAUUUUGGUGCGAUUACGAAAAAAAGCCACGAUUUCUGUAAAGCUGUUACUAAUGUACCGCAAGAUCUUAUAGAUGGAGUUAGAGAUGGCCAGUUCCCAAAUGUAACAUCGAUUAAGUGUUAUACCACUUGCUUGUGGUUGUACGCAAAAUCUAUGGAUUUAGAUUAUAAAAUGAAUGAAGAGGUAUUAAGAUCUUAUAUGAGUGAGAUGAACAGAAACGAAGACGUUGAAGUUAUGAUGAAUUGCGCGAAAGAAGCUUGUAAUUCAGGUGAAAAAUCUUCUUGCGACAUAGGAUAUAAGAUGCAGAUGUGUAUUUACGAAAAUGUUCCCAAAGAUUGUUAUAUAUUCUUCUGAAAACAACAUAAAUUAAUUUGAAAGAUGAAUUUCCCUUUAUUUCUACGUAAACUUGUGUAUUUAAUAUAAAUAAUGAAGUAUUUUAGAUUCUGAGUAUGUAAAUAUUAGUUUGAAAUAAAUAAACGAGAAAAAAA
Diorhabda carinulata is the source of this 695-nucleotide messenger RNA. RefSeq lists its product as uncharacterized. Bases 121 to 561 code for a protein of 146 amino acids. The transcript is spliced from 7 exons. The record is from RefSeq and is a predicted model, not a curated record. Gene Ontology annotation, molecular function: odorant binding. Lineage: Eukaryota; Metazoa; Arthropoda; Insecta; Coleoptera; Chrysomelidae.